Messenger RNA from Anguilla anguilla (European eel), 1189 nucleotides. RefSeq names its product C-C motif chemokine 17-like. The record is from RefSeq and is a predicted model, not a curated record. The transcript is spliced from 3 exons. The coding region runs from base 261 to 587 and encodes 108 amino acids. Gene Ontology annotation, cellular component: extracellular region. Lineage: Eukaryota; Metazoa; Chordata; Actinopteri; Anguilliformes; Anguillidae. Gene Ontology annotation, biological process: monocyte chemotaxis; positive regulation of GTPase activity; chemokine-mediated signaling pathway. Gene Ontology annotation, molecular function: CCR chemokine receptor binding; chemokine activity.
CUAAAUUAAAGUGCACUUUAAGAGCCCAGGGUAACGAGGAAGGCUAUGAAAGAAAUCUAUCACCCUCAUUCUUAGAAAGAGAAUUCAUGUGGACUUCCUCAUGAAUUAGGAGAAGGUCUGAGGAGGAAUCCCCCCCUCCCCGACUCCUACCUCUCUGUCCAGUAUAUAUAACGAGAGAUUCUGUCAUCUCACCCAGCACAGCUCCUCUCUCUGAUCCAGAGUCCAGCAGCUCCUCUCUCUGCUUGCAGUCUCCAGUCAAAAUGAACACAGCGUUGAAAUUGAGUGCUCUGCUGAUCCUCGUGCUGCUCGGCUCUCUGGAGCGUGUCUCUUCUGCUGCGGGCUCUGGCACAGGGGCGGACUGCUGCAUAAGCUAUGACAAAAAGAAGAUCCCACUAGCAAGGGUGGUCUCCUGGCAUAAAACCAGCAGCAGCUGUGCCAAAAAAGCCUAUGUGUUUGUUACCAAACGCGGAAGGAGCAUAUGUGUGGAUCCUACUGAUGCUUGGGUGAAGAGGCACGCAGCUCAGGUGGACAGCAGGUCAGCCACCACUGUAGUGCCAGGAACCAGCGAGAUAAACACUAAAGCCUAAGGCCAGCCCUAACACCCCAGCGGGCUGUCAAUCUGUACGAAGACUUCCUUUUGGACACUGCGAUAGGACACACAAGAACAUAAGAGAGGAAUGUAUCUAAUCUGAUAUCCCUGGAUUUCAUUCAUGCAAUAUUGUCUGUUCCUUUCCUGUUCAUAAUGCAUUGUUCCUUUUCCUAUAUUAAUUUUUGUGUGUUAUAAGUUGUACAUAACAUUUUUCCAGGUAACUUAUUAAAUGCUUUUGUAACAAACAUUGUUUCUUGUUUAAUGAUUCUUGGUUAUUCCUGCUUAAAUUCACAAAGCAGGGAAAAAAUUCUUACAGUACAGCAACUUCACUAAACAUUGCAACAUGAUCUAAGAUGAAGUGUACUUACAGCAAACAUUGCUAGUUAAGUGUUCAGCUCAAAUUGCUGAUUUUUUUUAGAUUUUGUUCAAAUAAGGAUGUGACUUAUACCUGGAGAAAACAAUCAUAAGUCACAUGCAUUUUAGCAAUGAAAUGUAGCACUUUUUGGCAAUUUGCUAUAAAAGGUGACUGCUGCACCACCCAGUAACAAUUUUGUAUCAGUUUAAUAUCAUAAUUUUUUAACAUCACAAUAAAAGUAAAUG